Saccostrea cuccullata (small rock oyster) is the source of this 637-nucleotide messenger RNA. RefSeq lists its product as uncharacterized. NCBI's taxonomy places the organism in Eukaryota, Metazoa, Mollusca, Bivalvia, Ostreida, Ostreidae. The record is from RefSeq and is a predicted model, not a curated record. The transcript is spliced from 7 exons. The coding region runs from base 134 to 637 and encodes 167 amino acids.
AUACCUCUUUUCGUCCAUGUUUUAGGGGAUUUAUAGACGAUUUAAUAGUUGUGAUGUACUAUGAAAAUAAAGUUAAAGAGAUUCGAGUCGAUUGAAAAGCUGCUCAAAAGAAUAUUGAAUUCCUAGAAAGAAAAUGGAUAGUUUCAAGAUUCUUCUAGUAAUGAUUUUUCAGACUGUUGGUGUUUUGUCAACAUUAAAUUGUCCUUUGAAUGAAACUGAAUGGAAGGUCAAGUCCAAAGCAAAGGUAUGUCAAGGCUCCGAUGUCUAUCACUGUCUAGUCGUGGAGGACGGAAAAGCAAGGACAGAGAAAUGCAAAGAAAAAACGUUAAUAAUGAAUGGGUACUGCCCAAUCUUUACGUAUGAUGAUUAUAUUCACUGGAAGAUUUGUAAUAAAACUGGCUGUCCCAACAAGCAUUUCCCAAGUGACGAGGUGUACAAAUUUCCGGUUUGUUUUAACAUUGAAAGUGAAGGAAAGGAUUUUCUUGGGAGGUUAGAAUCAAGGCAGGACAAUACUCUUCCCUUAAAAAUUGGCAUACCAGUCGGAAUCAUUGCAGCUUUGGUAGUAGCAGCCAUCAUAGUUAUUGUAGUCAUGAAGAAGAGGAGAUAUACCCCGACGUGUGAGUAUUUUAUAUCAUAA